Molecule: messenger RNA, 5651 nt
Organism: Colius striatus (speckled mousebird)
Lineage: Eukaryota; Metazoa; Chordata; Aves; Coliiformes; Coliidae
Gene: ARID3B
Product: AT-rich interaction domain 3B
Exons: 9
Coding region: 180-1871 (563 amino acids)
Biological process (GO): regulation of transcription by RNA polymerase II
Cellular component (GO): nucleus
Molecular function (GO): DNA binding
Source: RefSeq, a predicted model, not a curated record
GCGGGAGGGGGCCGGAACGAGGCUUGGCGCGGGCGGAGCCGAGGCCGCCGCGCACGGGCCCGCCGCCACCCGCUCCGGGGCCCGCCGCAGAUUCUGCCAGUCUCCCAAGGUCGGGGCUUGAACCCUGCCAGAUAAAGUCAAAAACUCCCCCUUCUUUUCCCAGCCAUGCAAACUGCGGGAUGAAGCUGGAAGCUGUGGUUGAGCAGCUGCAGAAGCAGCAGCAGAAGCAGCAGGCGCCUCUGCAGAUGGAUUCCAGGGAGAGACAGCAGAGGCAGAUGAGGGAAGCCCAGCUGCUCUACACCCAGCAGCUGGCCGUGCAGCAGGCUGUCCUAGCAGCCACAUCUGGUAGAGCUUCGGGAGGCUCCACUGUUGGUCCUUUGGCCAGAGGCCCACCUGCAGCUGGAGCUACACGGGCUUUUGAUCAGAGCAGCAUGAAUUCAGAGCCAGAAGAGGAAGAAGAGGAUGAAGAGGAGGAAGAAGAGGAGGAGGAGGAGGAAGAAGAAGAAGGGGGUUUGGAAGGUGUUGAGCUUGAGGAUGGCACCGAUGUGACUGGAAAAGGAACCUGCUCUGCUCUGAAAUAUUUUCAUGCUCCCAAAGUUGCCCACCACAACCAAACAGUGGCCUCUACCUCUAAUCCUCUUCCAGCUUCAGGACAUCAGCGGGGACCACAGGGCAAAGAAGAACAGGGUAAAGACACUACUAAGCAACUGUAUUCCAGUUCCCCCUCUGGACGCCAGAACUGGCGGUUGGACGAGCAGCUCAAACAGAAUGGCAACGUGAGCUGGAGCGAUGAAGGUGAUGGAUGCCGAGGAAGAGAAAUUUCACGAGACUUUGCCAAGCUCUAUGAACUGGAUAGUGACCCUGAACGCAAAGAGUUCCUGGAUGACCUCUUCGUCUUUAUGCAGAAGAGGGGAACUCCCAUCAAUCGGAUCCCCAUCAUGGCAAAGCAGAUCCUGGAUCUCUACAUGCUUUACAAGCUGGUGACUGAGAAAGGAGGGCUGGUGGAAAUCAUCAACAAGAAAAUCUGGCGAGAGAUCACCAAAGGCCUUAACCUGCCCACCUCUAUCACCAGUGCCGCCUUCACGCUGCGCACCCAGUACAUGAAAUACCUGUAUGCCUACGAGUGUGAGAAGAAAUCCCUCAGUUCACCUGCAGAGCUUCAGGCUGCCAUCGAUGGCAACAGGCGGGAAGGCAGGCGGCCCAGCUACAGCUCCUCUCUCUUCAGCUACUCGCCCACCACCUCGGGGCCUCCUUCCCUCCUGUCUCCCCCAAAGAUCCGCUUCCCCGUCAUCGGCGUGGCACCAGGCAGCGGGACCAGCAAUCCUCGGGUGUCUCCAGCAGCAGCUGUCAGGAAAGGUGACGGCGUGCCCUUGACUGUGUCUAUGCCAAAUCGUAUCGCCAUGCCAGUUACCUUGGCUAGCCAGCAGGCAAGUGUGGCAGCAAGAACAGCCACCCUGGAGCAGCUGAGAGAGAGACUGGAGUCGGGAGAGCCUCCAGAGAAGAAGGUGUCGCGGAUGUCAGAGGAGGAGCAGCGGCUCGUGCAGCAGGCGCUGCAGCGCAAUCUCCUCAGCAUGGCACGGCAGAUCCCCAUGAAGAUCAAAAUCAAUGGCAAAGAAGAUAAACCAGAGUCAGCAGCAGCAGCAGCACUGAACUUGUCACCCAGCGGCAUCGGGAGCAUCAACAUGUCGGUGGAGAUUAACGGCACCAUUUAUGCGGGAGUGCUCUUUGCCCAGAAGCCAGUCGUCCAUCUCAUUGCAGGCUCUGGCACCCAAAGUUCCUGCAGUAGCAGCAGCAGCUCCCACUGCUCUCCGAGCCCUACCUCAUCGCGGGGAACCCCUGGCGCAGAGCCUUCCACCAGCUGGUCUCUCUGAUGGACAGCGAGCUGCUGUCUCCACACUGGCCUCCAGCCCUCGGCCUCUCUGCUCUGCUCAGGGGAGUAAGUGGGGAAGGAGUCACACAGAUUACCUCAUCUCAAGGAACCUGCUUUUGUGGUUGGCCAACGGCAAGAUGAUGAUGAUGCUGAAACCUUUCAAUGCCAGCAAGUUUUUCUUCAUCAUCUGUUUGUCCAGCCUUUUUCUUUGUACUUCCCUUUCUUCCUCCCUUUUGCUUUUUGUUUUCUUCCCCCUCCUCCUCCUCCCAGGGUUUGCUGUGUUCCUGUUGGGGGUGGGAUGAGGGGAGGAGGCAUGCCUGGCGUUUUUCAAUCAGGGAUCCUCUCUCAGAGCUAUGGGUUGAGAGAUGGCAGAGACGUCACCGAGGCAGGUGGGAGGAGCUGGAGGUGGGUAGGGAAACGUGGUUCACCUGGAACCCGUCUCAGCCAGGGCUCUUCCCACACAACAGCUCCAUGUAUUGACAAUCCUGGCAGGGUGCCUUGGCCCUGCUCCUGCCCUCCUGGAGGCCAUGUGACUGCAGAGCAGACAGGCUUCCUCCCUGCUCUUCUCCAGGCUCUGCUGUGGUCCGGUGUUCCCAUUUCCUCCCGCAGAACACAUGCUCUUGGCCUCUGCGCCUCCUUGCCCCGCUCAGAGGUCUUGGCAAGAGGGGAAGGGCUUUCUCAUUGCUACGUGCUACAAACCUCUCCAUUAGCUGCUUUAUUCUCCUGGCUGAUGCUGGCCUCUUCCCUACUGUUGCCUUCAGACUUUCAGCCAAGUUUUAAAUGCCCUUGACCUUGUCCCUCUCCCCUUGAGGAACUCAUCCCACUGACAUUUCCCCUGACAGCCUGAACUAGCUGGGGCUGGGCGUUCUGAUCCUCUGCCCCUCAACUCAAGGAGGCUGGCGGAUCUAAGCUUCCUGGAGUGACUUCCAUCUCAUAAGGUGCCUCUCAGAAGCCCCUGGAAGCUCUCCACAUCCAUGCACUGAGCAAGUGGCAGGGGAUAUUUGAAACCUCACCCCGUGGGGCUGUGGGGCGUGUGGUGGAGUCAUGGUUAAUGCAGGAGUUGCUCUCUGGACCAAUCCACGAAAACCCCGUCCCCUUCAAGUUGUACCUGAGAAAAGGAAAGCAGCUCUCAGUUGAGCAAGACCCUUUUGCUCUCCUGGGUAGAGGCAGACAAAAAGAAGUCAAGCCCUCCCUUGCCCUUUCCCCUCUGAGCAAGCAGAGGCUAGCCCUGGCUCUGCCAUGUCUGGAGCCAACCGAGCUGACUUUGUGACUCCAUGAACUCAGCUCCUGCUCAGGUGGCCUCGUUCUGACCCCUCUCUUCUGGCCUUCCCCACACAUGCUUUCCUCAGCGUGAGGAUCAGGAGGUCCGAGCACCAUCCAUCCUGCCCUGGUGACGUCCUUCCCAUCCUCCAGGCCCAAGUCAGGUUUUUUGAGCAGAUGAAAUACCUCAGAUAUGUACUUGUUGGAUUUGUUUGUUUGUUUUGGGUUAGUUUUUUUAACCUCUUCAGGAAAUAUUGGCAUAUCUUAUCGCUUGUUUUUUAUUAUGUGGUUUUGCUGAUGUUGGGGGGGGCUUAUUUUUAUUUUUAAUUGUAUCACCAAAGACAGUUAAAAAAAGGCUGAGGGAAGGAGCAGUGGCGUCGCCAUCCCUAGGGCCAGCAGGAGCCGGGCUGAACGGCAUUGGCUCAGGACAUGUGCAUGCAGGAGAAUGGGUAGAUAUAGAAAAUGAGGGCGAGAGGAUCUGUCCUUCUUGUUGGACACAGGAGUGUCUGGGACUUUGUUAGCCCAGACAUAGGUAAUUGUAUCUACACUACAAGACUAAGCCAUGUUGGGUAGCCUUUGUGAGGGGCUGAGCCUGCCCUGGCGCUCUGUGAGACUGUCGGUGUGCAGGGGAGAUGCCCUGCUGUGACAGCUCUGCUUGGCUGUGGCACAGUCUCUGCGCUCCUGUCCCUGUACCCUGCGCUGUCCAGCUCCCAGCAGCCUUUUACUUAUACUACUGAAAAGAGUGUGUCCUGAGAAACACCCCGGGCUGGAUGCUGCCUCAGGGAAAGCCUCAUCAGCCGACACAGCAUUGGGCUUCAAAGUGUGCACAGGAGGCGGAAUGGCUGAUCCUUCCUGCAGGUUGGCUCCGCCAGGCUCCUGGCGCCGCUCACUGUGCUGCCGCAGCUGCAGUGCCACUAGGAGCCAAGCGCUGCCAGCUAGGCUCAGGCAGGGACCCCCUGCGCCCCCGAGCCAGGUCUGAGCUGCCCCGCGGCCCGGUGGGAGGCAGGGGAGGGGGGAUAUGCGUAUGUGCUGAGGCAGAGGCUGCUCUGCUCUGCUCUUAGAGGUCUGCAGCCAGAGCCGUGCCCACCCGCCCGGGAAGACCCCGCUGCCCCUCGACUGCAGGGCAUUUGCUUGGCGUGUUUCAGCCUCGCAGACCCCUCCAGACUCCAGGGCUCAUUCAGAUUGGGUUUAUUUCCCCCUUUUUUAUUUUCUUUCUGUUGUUUUGUUUAUUUUAUUUUAGGGGUUUGGUUGGGAGCUGUUUCCUGUGAGUGGGACUGGGGCACUUUUUGCUUUUCCUUAUGCUUUCUUCUCUGGUCCUGGGGAGCAGAGGUUAGUGAUGGGUGGUUUUGUUUAUGUAUCAUGCUAACAUUGUGUUUUCUUGCACAGAAAGGCACUCAAAUCACUGAACUACUAAACAACUUUGACACUACUAGAGUAUUAAUGUUUAUAAGCUUUUCAACUAGACAGGGACUAACAGAUUAUUUUGUAUUCAAUUCAGGGAAAGAAUCAAGUCAGGAUGCGUAACAGAUACCUCAGUAAAAAAUAAGCUGCAUCAAUCAGCUGGUCCUUUCUCAGUACACGAGAGGAAGGACCAGCCGUUCAGACUGUGAAGAGUAAGCCUUUCCCCGAGCCUGGCUUUGAUACUGGCAGUUGGCUUAAUGCAGGUUUUGCUGAGCUCCAGAUCUCCUGCUGAGCUGCCAGGCCUUGGGGACUGAGCUGGGGAAACCAGCAGCAGAGCCGGGGUGGAGGAGCCGGGAGCCAGGGGACGGCUGAGCGAAAGGAGUGGGUCUCCCCCGCCCCCCUCCCCUUUACAGGCUCCGCUUCAUUUCACUCGACCGUGUUCGAUUGUAUAGUACUCAGGGGUUUUGAUACUUGCGGGUAGGACCGUUCCUCGCGUGAAGUGCUCUGCUUUGCAGUGUGGCUCAUUCUCUUUCAACUCCAGACCAGUGAAGGUUUUGCAGUGAGCAGCCAAAAAAGAAAAAAGAACCAAACAACCCUAAAGCCCCCAGCUUGCUUCCAUGCAGCCUUGAUGCUCCAAUCUCGGGGAGAUUUGCCAGCUGAGUGCAGUGCCCAGUUGGGGGAAAAAGAAUACCCAAACCCAAACCUGCUCAUCCUCUUCCAGCAGACCCCAGUUUAGGCUGGGGAGGCACAGAGAUUGUGACCUGGGAAAGAGGAAAGAGGCGAAGCGGGCAGAGGCUUCACGCCUGCUCAGCUCCCAAAGUGAAUGUGAACGUGUCACACCAAGUCAUUUUGACCACUGUGUGUGCACGUGUGCUCCAGACAGAUUUGGGUCAGCAGAUGUUCUCACAAGCAGCUGCAGCAGCCUUGCUACUAGUUUUCUUACCUAUUUAAAAUUUAAAAAAUAAAUAAAUGAAUGAAUGAAUGAACGUGCUAGCCUAGGCGGUGGAUAAAUACCUCAGCGUCUCCUUCCAACAAGUGUCUGUAUAUGUUGUUGUUGGGUUUUUUCUAUCUUACACGUUAUCUGAAUGUUUAUAUUCCAAUAAACUUCUACCUCUUCACA